Molecule: messenger RNA, 506 nt
Organism: Exophiala viscosa
Lineage: Eukaryota; Fungi; Ascomycota; Eurotiomycetes; Chaetothyriales; Herpotrichiellaceae
Product: cytochrome b5-like heme/steroid binding domain-containing protein
Exons: 3
Coding region: 78-506 (142 amino acids)
Biological process (GO): sterol biosynthetic process
Cellular component (GO): intracellular membrane-bounded organelle; endoplasmic reticulum membrane
Molecular function (GO): heme binding
Source: RefSeq, a predicted model, not a curated record
AACUAAUUUGUCCUCUUCAUCCUUGAAAACUGAACGCGUGUGCUGCACAUUACCUGGUCAGCUUCAAGUUCUUAUCAAUGGCAUCAUCCGAUAAAGUCAAAAGUCACAAGAGACUGAGGGACUUUUCUGCUGAUGAAGUGGUUGAUCAUCGAAGAAAAGAAGACCUGUAUCUAGUUAUCCAUGGCAAGGUGUACGAUGUCACAAGCUUUGUUGACCAACACCCAGGAGGCCAAGAAGUCCUCGUCGAUCAAGGAGGCGUCGAUGCCACAGAAGCAUUCGAAGAAGUCGGGCAUAGCGAAGACGCACGAGAACAACUCGCCGAACUCAUAGUCGGUAACCUGAGUCGACAGACUGGAGACGAGAAGCUGUUGGCAUCAUCUGGAAGUGCCUACAAAAUCUAUCAUAAGGAACCUCAGAUCAGCGCCUUGCCAACUUGGAUCAAAACAAUGCUUGUAUUGAUUGUGGCCAUUACGGUCUUUUUUGGUUGGCACUUCCUGCUGCCUUGA